Glycine soja is the source of this 1951-nucleotide messenger RNA. RefSeq lists its product as uncharacterized. The coding region runs from base 282 to 1787 and encodes 501 amino acids. Lineage: Eukaryota; Viridiplantae; Streptophyta; Magnoliopsida; Fabales; Fabaceae. The transcript has 3 exons. The record is from RefSeq and is a predicted model, not a curated record.
ACCAUGCAUUUUUAGACAACUAGCCAGCACAUGUGAUGGGAACGAUAGAACACACAAAAAAUCAGUUUAUCUUGUAAGUACCACAAUCCAUCAUUGUUUUUCCCAGGUGCUAAUCGUUGUACUAAUCACAUGCACAACAUACUUUUGACUUUUCUUGCCCAACCAGAAUCUUUUUGCUAAUUUGCUUUGCAUCGAUUAAAUAGAGAUUGAACUCGCCAAAUAUAUGAAACCCCACACGACAACACCCAUAGAGUUAUAGCUAGCUAGGUUAAUUUUCUGCUAUGGCUUAUUACAGAUUUCUUGAUGUGUUUUCAUGGAUUCAAAACCUUCCACCAAUCCCAGAAUGGAAAACAUCUUCCAUGUCCCUGAGCAUAUGUUCCACAAACUCAUCUCAACCAUCUCUUAAUCUCACCAUAGCAAAAAAUCAUCACCAAUCCUCAAGAAUCUCCUUAGCCAUUGUGGCAGACUUCAAUAUUCCCAUCUCUCUUUGGACCUCUAAACCUUUCAAACCUAGCACCAAAACCAUGAGGUUAACAGAUGAUGAAACUCUUUCCAACCUCCUUGUUAAUUUCAUAGAAGAGAUCCUUCAUUAUGGCACCAACAAGCACAGUAUUCCCUAUAUCAAGUUCCCCAAACUUGAUUCUGUUUCCAACUUCCAAGACAUUUUCAACCUUGCUUUCCUCACCCUCUUGUUCCUAGUUUGCAUAUACGAAGCCCCUUCUGAUCUUCGUUCUGGUUGCCUUAACACUUUGAAAGAACAAUUGGCAGGGUGUCAAUCAAGGCAAGCAUCAAAAUUUCUGAUGAAACUCUUGGGUUCCAACUUGGAAGAACAGUGGAUGCGUUCUGUGAACCUUGCGAUCACAAAUUGGAUUGUGGAGAUCCAACAAGCACAUCACACUGAUCACACCACCAUCAGAACACCAUCUCCUCUAUUUUCUUAUGCGUUCUCAACGUUUGGGUUGUGGAAAGUUCAAUUGUAUUGCCCUGUCAUAAACAUGGAUGUUGUGAAUGCAAACAACCAUCCAGCUGAUGAGAGGCUUGAAUUCUCUCUCAAAUAUCAGCAGCUUGAAGGUGUUCUUCAAUUCAAUUACAAAGUCAUAAUCAGAGAGAGGUGGGUUGAAAUCGUGGUGAACAUUGACAACAUAAGAUGCGAUGUUUUAAAACUGGUAAACGACAUUCUGAUGAGAGAACGAGGAGCAGGUGCAGCAGAAAAACAUUUCCCUUCAAGAAUCUCAUUGCAACUCACCCCCACACUUCAACACCAAGUACUAACCGUAUCCGUUGGCAAAUCCUCGGAGAACCCACGAAUAGAGUUUGGCGUGGAGAAAGGCAUAGAAGCCUCAUUCGAGCCACCAAAUCCUUACAUAGGACUUAGCGUAUCAGCAGGAGAGUCCACAACUGUGAGCUUAAAGCCCUGGAAAUUCGAGCAAUCAGUUCAUGGCUACAGUGCAAACUUGAACUGGUUUCUUCACGAUAGCACCGAUGGCAAGGAAGUGUUCUCCACAAAGCCUUCAAAGGUUGCGUUGUUUAAUCCAAAGUCAUGGUUCAAAGACAGGUAUUCGAGUGCUUAUCGUCCUUUCACGAGGCAAGGAGGGGUUAUCUUUGCACGCGAUGAAUAUGGAGAAAGUGUGUGUUGGAAAGUGGACAAAGGUGCUGUGGGGAAGACAAUGGAGUGGGAGAUAAGGGGUUGGAUAUGGCUAACGUAUUGGCCUAACAAGCACAAGACGUUCUAUCAUGAAACCAGGAGAUUGGAGUUCAGGGAAACGGUCUACCUCAAAAUUGCAUAGCUUAGGAGUCACGCAAAGGAAUAUAUCAAUCAAUUCUGAUUUGGACCAUAGAAACGAAUCAACUAUAUCACAAAUUCAUAUGUGUAUUAUUUUUCAUUUUAUUGAACAAGUGAUUAUAAUUGUAAAGAAAAUGAUAAUGGAGUGAAAUUAUUGUUUUGUUUUCA